UCGAAAACAAACUAUAAGCUGUAAUGAGUGGACGAGGAAAAACCGGUGGAAAGGUUCGCGCCAAAGCCAAGAGUCGCUCUUCCAGGGCUGGACUGCAAUUCCCCGUCGGCCGUGUUCACAGGCUUCUCCGCAAAGGCAAUUAUGCCCAGCGUGUUGGUGCCGGUGCUCCGGUUUAUUUGGCCGCUGUGCUCGAGUAUCUCACAGCUGAGAUCCUGGAGUUGGCUGGAAACGCCGCUCGCGACAACAAGAAGACCCGUAUCAUUCCUCGUCACCUGCAGCUGGCGGUGCGCAAUGACGAGGAGUUGAACAAGCUUCUGGGUGGUGUGACCAUCGCUCAGGGUGGUGUGCUGCCCAACAUUCAGGCCGUGCUGCUGCCCAAGAAAACCGAGAAAACAGCGAAGACCAAAUAAACUGACAAGAGGUUCUCCUAAAACAAAAGGCUCUUUUAAGAGCCACCCAAUUUCUCCUUGAGAGAGUGAUUUCUUUACUCCAAUCACUAUUUAAGUUGAUACCAGCAUACAAUGAAAUACGUUGUUGUACUUUUUUCAUUAUGUAUAAAUGGUUUUAUUAACGUCAUGAGAUUUGCAAGUUCCAAGUAUGGGUUUUUCCUGGCAUUUUUCAUCCUGGACUUUUAUUUUGUUUUUUUUUAUUACAUAGGUUCUUUAGAAAAUUAAUAAUAACUAACAUCAUUAUAGGCACAUAACCUCCAAAAAUCAUAUUUUCCCACCUCAGGCAUUAAAGACCUUUUUAUUAUUAAUAUUAUCAGAUUUAAAUGCCUUUUAUUCUCAACUCUGUAGGGACAAAAAGGAAUUGGUUUUAAAAAGGUUUUACACAGAACUUGUUUGAACAAACAUCUACCUACUGCUCGUGUCCCUCAUAACAAUUUAGUAACUACAAAUGUAUCAUGAUGAUUUUCACAUUUUCCCCCCAAAAGAAUGAGAAUGUUACGGGGUUGAAGAUUGUAACCGGUUUGAAGGGAGACAUUGCCUUCACUUUUAUAUUUUUAAUUUUGUCUCUCUCUCAUAUUGUGCCCUUCUUUCUGGGUCAAAAUAUCUGCAUGUCUUUCUGCUGCUGAUGUUGUUGUCAUUUUAAGCAAAAUGGCCACUGCUCCUCAUGCAGUGAGUAGACCAUAUAUG
Messenger RNA from Megalobrama amblycephala (Wuchang bream), 1136 nucleotides. Its product is annotated as histone H2A-like. The record is from RefSeq and is a predicted model, not a curated record. Gene Ontology annotation, molecular function: protein heterodimerization activity; structural constituent of chromatin; DNA binding. NCBI's taxonomy places the organism in Eukaryota, Metazoa, Chordata, Actinopteri, Cypriniformes, Xenocyprididae. The transcript has a single exon. Gene Ontology annotation, cellular component: nucleosome. The coding region runs from base 24 to 410 and encodes 128 amino acids.